Molecule: messenger RNA, 2185 nt
Organism: Chara braunii
Lineage: Eukaryota; Viridiplantae; Streptophyta; Charophyceae; Charales; Characeae
Source: the annotation of a GenBank genome assembly
GCUGUAGGCUGUGUUGUUUUUUUUUUUUUUGGGCCGCCUGGAAGGGAGCGCGUUCGAGGCUGCAGCGAGUUCAUGUUUUCACGGUGUUUUGUCUGACGGCCGACUUUUUGUGUUCCCGCCCACUGCUUUAACGUUGCCGCGAUGCUUUUCCCGGGUUGUCACUGCAUCGACUUGCGUGUUUGGCGUGGCGUGUGUUGUCGAACUCAUCGUGUAUUGUUGCAUGGUUUCGUCCUUUUUGGCAACAGUCAAUGGUUUGUGUAAUGCACAAUCAUUUUUGGAGAAUUUUGCAGUCGAAGCAUAUGGGAAGCGGAAGCUGCGUUCUCAAUUUCUUCAAGCCGCAGUGAAUGCGUCCAAGGACUCUGUUGCAACUAAAGCUCUUGAGGAGAUUCGCAACGCAAUCCAUCUGCCAAGAAAAAAAGAUGAGCCGGUGCAACUUGUUGACAUUUACAAGGUUGCACAGGUGCCAUGCGGAACAUGCAAACAGCGGGAUAUGUUUGAUGAUAGUGAAGAUGCAGAAGCUGAGGAGCAGCUGAGAGAGGCAAAGAUUUUUCUAAGCCUUUUGAAAUCUUUCAAUGAGCACAACCCACGGUGGUCUGCCAUCGUGGAUGGUGUGGCAAAGGUUGAUGUUGUUGUGGCUUUUGCCUCGGUCGUUGACUCUUCCCAUGCGACUUACUGUCGCCCUACAUUUGUUCAAAUGUCAUCAGAAGAUGUCAGUGGUUUAAGUGCUUCUGGAAGCAGUCUGGAAAUCAUCGGCCUACGUCAUCCGUAUGCAGUAGGUGGGUGUGUUGCCCUGGGUCGCCAAGAAACUCCAGUUGUCCCCAAUGAUGUCAGAUUGGGAGUGAUAGAACGGCUAUCCGACGACCAAUCUGUCGGGAGCAGAAAGCAGUCCUUGGACGGAUCAGAUCGACCAGGUGCAACUGAUGGAAAAUGGCGUCCUCGAACGAUCCUGCUCACAGGGCCUAACAUGGGAGGCAAAUCAACGUUGCUCCGUGCCACUUGUCUUGCUGUCAUUAUGGCGCAGAUUGGGUGCUAUGUGUCUGCAGAAAGGUGCACUCUCUCACCUGUGGAUGCCAUUUUCACCAGGCUAGGCGCGCGGGAUAAUAUACUCGCCGGAGAAAGUACAUUUAUGGUGGAGUGUAACGAAACUGCAUCCGUCCUUCGAGAUGCCACAAGUAAUUCUUUGGUUGUCCUGGACGAGCUGGGACGAGGUACAUCCACUUUCGAUGGGUACGCGAUUGCAUAUGGGGUUUUGAAGCAUCUGACAUCCAAACUUGAUUGCCGGCUGCUCUUCGCUACGCAUUAUCAUGGCUUGACUGUGGAAUUCGCUCAAGACAAAUUGAUUAGACUCCAAUACAUGGAUUCUCUAGUCCGAUUGGAUCCGGAAUCGGUUGGAAGCAGUGAUAUGAACGAGCCAACAAAAUCGGUAACAAACCCGCUGGAUGGGAACGCCGCCCAUCCAAAGGGUGAGAAGGUGUCAUCAGGAAGGCCUGAGAGGUCGCAACAGAAACCAAUGCGGCAGCUCGUCUUUCUCUACAAGCUGCAGGAUGGUGUCUGCCCUCUGACUUAUGGUCUUCAGGUCGCGCUGCUGGCAGGGCUCCCUGCAAAGGUGGUUGUUCGAUCAAAGAAAGCCUCGGCCAUCCUUGAGAAUGCGCUUAAAGAAUCAUUCGAGAGGGCUGCGUAUGAGGACGAUCCAUUUCCAAAGCUUCACCGCAGCUGGCUCCUUGAUACUGUCAGCUAUGCGAGAUCAUUACACAGCAGCCAAGGUGCUGAUGACGAUGCGUUUGAUAUUAUAUAUUGCAUUCAGCAGGAAAUGAAACACUCGUCCAUAUGAACGUGGGUGCAUGUGUGUCACACACACAGAGAGAGAGAGAGAGAGAGAGAGAGAGAGAGAGAGAGAGAGAGAGAGAGAGAGAGAGAGAGAGAGGAGAAUGGCCACAUAGGUAGAUAGUAGCAAGGAGAACUGUUUCUGAAGUUUGAAACAGUAGAAAGGAACCAGGAAGGCGCACUUGAUAAUGGGCAGGAUGUGGUUAUCAUAUCAUGCCGAUGGGGUCCUCUUCACGUAUCUUCCUCUUGGGAGUCCUCUCACAAUCUCCCUUCGCUGCCAGCUUUGUAUAUAUCUAUCGCCUGCUGGGUCAUGUGGUCAAUCGGCAACAGUGGCGAAAGGCCAAUUCGGCCAAUUCCUAGG